AUGGACUGCGUUGUCAAGUCCUGGAUCUCCGACACCAUCUCUGCCGAUCUUGCUGAGACGGUGAUGGAGUGUGGCACCUCUGCCCGCACCAUCUGGCUCACCCUCGAGAAUCAAUUCCUCAGGAAUCGCGAGACGCACGCCUUCCACCUCGACGCCCAAUUCAGGAACUUCGUUCAAGGUGACCUUUCCAUCUCCGACUACUGCAAGCACUUCAAGAACAUGGCGGAUGCUCUCGCCGAUCUUGGCGAACCCCUCACCAAUCACACCCUGGUGCUCAAUGUCCUGCGCGGCCUCAGCAAUCGCUUCUCUGACGUCGGUGAUGGGAUACGAGUCGGCCGCCACCUGCGCAUCGGUCAUCCCUUCCCCAAGUUCCUGGAUGUCCGCGCCAUGCUGCUUCUGGAGGAACUGACGAUGGUGCACCGGGCGUCGACACCCUCGACCGCCCUCCUCGCCUCCACUGGGAAGUCCACGCUCGGCGAGGCGUCAUCCUCCUCCUCCAGUCAAACGCCCGCGUAG
Messenger RNA from Setaria italica (foxtail millet), 516 nucleotides. RefSeq lists its product as uncharacterized. NCBI's taxonomy places the organism in Eukaryota, Viridiplantae, Streptophyta, Magnoliopsida, Poales, Poaceae. The transcript is spliced from 2 exons. The coding region runs from base 1 to 516 and encodes 171 amino acids. The record is from RefSeq and is a predicted model, not a curated record.